GUCCACUCUUUUCUCUCAUUUGGCAUACAACCAUCCAAGAUUCGUUCAUGAGAUUUGUCAGGGCGUCCAUAAAUUUCUUCUCGUUGGAAUGUCCUUCCCAGGCGCUAUGGUUCAUUGCUUUGGUAGUUUUCGAGGGUAUUUGAGUAGACUGUUUGUUCUUGCACGUAGGAUUCAGCAUAUGGUCAUACUUAGAAUUUGGACAAUUUGGAUUAGCCAUUUUUUCUUUUUUUUUACGGAUUUUUUUGACGUUGUAAUAUUGACGCUAGCAGGUUUGUGAUUGUGUCAAAAUUUUAGUUUAAAAAUCGGUCCAGCAAUGGAUUGUUGUGAUAUAACAAACUCUAAGCAGUUCAUGGAGGCUUUAAUUCAUUUUCUAAAUGAAGCCAGUAUAUGCACGAGGGAAGUUAGGCAACGGACAGGAGCUAAUGAUGGUAGUCCGGUGCAAAUGAACGAAGAAGAAAAAGUUGACAAAUUGGGCACAAUUUUAUGUAAUUUGAACCAGAAUUAUCAAAUGGAAAAACGCAAGACUGGAACUGCGAAUCAAACUCAAUCAGCUUUUGCAAUGGAUAGAGCCCAUUGCGGUCCUAAAGAUUCUGGCAACCAAGAAUUAAUCGAAAGAAAACGACGAAUACAAGAGUUUAAAAAAAGACCUAGAAGUGCUGGUGGCCAAAAACCAUUUCACGGACCAGGAAUCAUGCGGAAGGCACCGGAACUUCUAAUGGCAGAAUAUUGUGGACCAGGCCAGGAAAUAGGUUACGAACCAGGCAUGAUGAGCAGAAACUCGCCAGACCAAGGAGCUUCUUAUGGACCAGUUGGCAGAGAAUACUGUCCACCGGGGCAGAAUAUAUACGAACCAGGAAUAAUGGGAAACAAGACAUACUCGCUUGGACAACAGGACCCAAAAAUGUGUCAUGAAUCAGGAAUGGCGGGACAGCAGACACCAGUUGGUAGAGGUUUUGGAGCGAAACCACAAGUAACUAGGAGUUUCAUUGAAGAUUGUUCUCCUGAAUGUCAGAAUGUGGUACGAAGUGGCGGUAAAACGUGGUAGGGGCCUCGAAGAAGUUAUAAAACUGAGGCAAUCUAUUAACGAAUACUAAAUACAGGAUUUGUGAAAAUACGUUAUUUUUUUUUGUAAAUAAAUUAUUUUGGUUUUAUUGAGUUUUUACAUGGACAUGGAACAAAACACAUUGACUUUGGAGAGAACCAGCACCUUUAGUAAUUAUAGCAUCUGACUUUUACUUUUUUGACUUAAAUCUUCGUAAGUUGCUUCUUUUUGAAAUAAUCUUUUCUUGCAUAUAGAUUUAGCAGUCAUGGGUCUUUCUUUUCCGGUAUGCCCAACUGAUGAAUCUAAAAUUUCAAUAAAAGAUUUCUUUAUUAAAAAUAUUUAAUUUCUUUAUUAUAUCUACUUACUUUUGUUUCUACUAUCAUUGAAACUUUGCGUUUUAGGGAUUUUACUGAAUUUCGGAGUAUUUUUUGGGAGAGCAUUAGCGCUUUUCUGAAGCAUACUUUCUUUUGGACUAGAAGUUACAUUAUUAUUUGCAUGCUUAGAACAUUGUGUUUUACAUUUAAUAUCUGUAGGAAUGCUUUCCAUUUUAGAACAUGUUUGAAUAUUAAUUGACUUAUUUUCGGCCACAUAUUGACUUUCUUCAGACCUAUUUUCCACAAUCAAUUGAGUUUCUUGUGUACUAAACAACUUGUUUCGAAAAGAAGUGGUUAUUGGAUUUUUAUCUCUAUGUUCCGGGAGUGGUAACUCCUCAAGUUUUCUACAACUUUUACAAGAUUUGCACGGCUUGACUUCAUUUUUUUGAAUAGUUCCAAUUGCACUCUUUAUUUCGAUACCACGCUUGAAUUUCUCAACAUCGGUAUUUUCAAUUGCAGUUCCUGUAGUAGCUGACAUUCUAUCCAAUUUUGGUGCGAUUUCCAAGCUCAAGUA
Ceutorhynchus assimilis (cabbage seed weevil) is the source of this 1930-nucleotide messenger RNA. Lineage: Eukaryota; Metazoa; Arthropoda; Insecta; Coleoptera; Curculionidae. The record is from the annotation of a GenBank genome assembly.